Molecule: messenger RNA, 606 nt
Organism: Dichotomopilus funicola
Lineage: Eukaryota; Fungi; Ascomycota; Sordariomycetes; Sordariales; Chaetomiaceae
Exons: 1
Coding region: 1-606 (201 amino acids)
Source: RefSeq, a predicted model, not a curated record
AUGGCCGGAACCGAGACCGCCCACACUAUUACACACCACGCCGUCCGAAAUGGGCGAGAAUAUAUUUCUUAUUCGGACGGCACCUCACACACCCGCAAACUCGACCGCGCAACCGGUCAACCCAUCAGCGACUGGGCCGCGGUGGAGGUGUCCGUCGACGAAACCCCAUCAUCGACAUCCGAACCACCGCCAACUCGCUACCAGACCGUCAUUGCCGAACACCAAACUCAGAAUGAGCCUAAGCACUGGUCCCUCUUCUCCCACAUCCCCAACGCUCGCGGCACUGGGCCAGGGCAGGUGUGGCAGGUCACAGGCGAUGCAGAGUUUAUGCAUUUCGAGCAUGCUGAAGGAGUCGACUGGAUGGAGUCGCCUGACUUUGCAUGGCACCAAGUUCUGAGUCAAGAUCUGGAUGAUGCGCAAUUGUUGAGGGUGGACGAAAUUGCCCGGGCGGAGAAGCCGCCGAGCGCACCAAAUCGGGCGGCGGUGGUGGAGCAUUGUCAGGGGUGGACUGUUAGGGUUGUGAGAAGGUUGGUGGAAGAGAAAAUCGUAAAGAGGGAGGGGGUCGUUGGUAUGUUGGAGGGUUAUAUGGAUCCCAUUAGAAAUUGA